AAUAGAUUGGUUGCGUGAUGAUGAAUUGGUGGAUUAUUUGGAGUGUUUGGUUAUUAACGUUAGGUUUUGGUGUUUGCAGAGAGAUAGAGUGCAUCCCAAGUGAGAGAGAAACACUUAUGAAGUUGAAGCAUCAUCUCAUUGAUCCUUCAAAUAGGCUUUCAUCUUGGAAUCAUAAUAAUUCAAAUUGUUGCCAAUGGCCUCUAGUUGUCUGCAACAACGUCACUGCCCACGUUCUACAGCUUCACCUCAACACUUCUCCACCUACACCUGAAAUAUAUGAAUAUUAUGAAUUCGAUGACCUUAUAUUCGAGGACGAAGAAGCAUAUUACGAAGCUAUCGUGGCUUACGAGAGAUCCCAGAUUGGUGGAGAGAUAAAUCCUUGUUUGGGUGAUUUGAAGCAUUUGAAUUACUUGGACUUGAGCGGCAAUUAUUUACUUGGACAAGAUUGGCUAUCAAGUCUUUCCAAGCUUGAAUAUCUUGAUUUGGGAUAUACAAACCUAUCCAAAUCAUUUCAUUGGCUGCAAGCUGUCGGAUCUCUCUCUUCUUUGAAGCACUUAUAUUUGCGAGGUUGUAGACUCCCUCUCCCUCACUAUAGUCAACCAUCUGCACUUAACUUCACAUCACUCCUCACUCUUGACAUGUCCGAUACUUCUCUGUUUUCAUUUGUCCCGAAGUGGAUAUUUGGACUCGCCAAACUUGUUUCUCUUCAAUUAAGAGGUAACAAUAUCCAAGGUCCAAUUCCUGAUGGUAUUCAAAACCUCACACUUCUUCAAAAUCUUGACUUGUUUUCUAAUUCAUUCUCAUCUUCUAUACCUAAUGGAUUAUACAGUCUUCGUCAUCUCAAAUUCUUGAACCUAGCAGAAAACAACUUGAAUGGGUCUAUUUCUAAUGCCUUGGGAAAUUUGACUUCUCUGGUUGGACUUCAUUUAUCAGAUAAUCAACUUGAAGGAAAACUUCCUACUUCUUUGGGUAAUCUCUGCAACCUAAGGGAGAUAUAUUCCUCGUAUCUUAAACUCAACCAACAGGUCAAUGAAAUUUUACAAAUUCUUGCUCCUAGUAUUUCCCACGGACUCACAACAUUGUCGGUCCAAGGUUCUCAACUUUCAGGCAAUUUGACAGAUGAAAUUGGGGUUUUUGAAAAUAUUGUCGGGCUAGAUUUUUCUGACAACUCAAUUGGUGGUGCACUUCCUAGAUCAUUUGGUAAACUUUCAUCACUGAAAGUUCUCGAUCUGUCUAAAAAUCACUUCACAGGAAAUCCAUUUGAAAGUCUUAGAUCACUCUCUAAUUUGACAUAUCUUAGCCUUUCUGAUAAUCUUUUUCAACGAAUUGUCAAGGAAGAUGAUCUUGCAAAUCUUAUGAGAUUAAAGUAUUUUGUGGCACAGGGGAGCAAUUUUACUUUAAAAGUGGGUCCCAAUUGGCAUCCAAGUUUUCAGCUUACUUAUUUGGAUAUGAGGUCAUGGCAGUUAGGUCCCAACUUUCCAUCAUGGAUUCAGUCACAAAACAAAUUGCAUUAUUUAGAUAUGUCUAAUGCAGGGAUUUUAGAUUCCAUUCCCACUUGGUUUUGGGGAACAUUUUCUCAAGCUAUUUAUGUAAACCUUUCUCAUAAUCAUAUUCACGGUAAGCUUGUGACUACAUUAAGGAAUCCAUUAUCAACUCGUUUUGUUGAUCUAAGUGCAAAUCAUUUAUGUGGUAAACUGCCCUAUCUAUCAAAUAAUGUCGAAUUGUUAGAUAUUUCAAGUAAUUCUUUCUCUGAGCCCAUGAAUGAUUUCUUAUGUAACAAAGGAUUCAAGCGAUUUGGAUUACAACUUCUCAAUCUCGCAUCAAAUAAUUUGUCAGGAAAAAUACCUGAUUGUUGGAUAAAAUGGUCAAAUUUGGUGGAUCUAAAUUUACAAAGCAACAAUUUUGUUGGGAACUUACCCCCAUCCAUGGCAUCUUUAACCUGGUUAGUAUCUUGCAACAUUCGUAAUAACUCACUCUCAGGAACAUUUCCCGCUUUUUUGAAGAAGAUAAACCCACUGAUAUCCUUGGACCUUGGGGAAAAUAACUUUUCAGGUAAUAUUCCAACAUGGAUCGGAGAAAGGCUUUUAAACAUUAAAAUUCUUCGCCUUCGAUCAAACAAAUUUUCAGGUCAUAUUCCAAAUGGAAUAUGUGACAUGAUUUUUCUUCAGGAUUUGGACCUUACACAAAAUAGUUUGUCUGGAAUGGGUCUAUUUCUAAUGCCUUGGGAAAUUUGACUUCUCUGGUUGGACUUCAU
Molecule: messenger RNA, 2254 nt
Organism: Cajanus cajan (pigeon pea)
Lineage: Eukaryota; Viridiplantae; Streptophyta; Magnoliopsida; Fabales; Fabaceae
Source: RefSeq, a predicted model, not a curated record